CUUAGCAGGGCGGAGGAUAACUUGCAGCGGGCGCCCGCUUGGAGAAGCCGCCGCGCUUGGCGCAAAGAAGGCAGACCGGCCGCUGCUUGGCGCCCGCUCUUCGCUGCUCAGCCCGGACUUGCCUCUCCGUCCGCAGCGGCAGCACCAGCCCACCUUCUCUGCCCGAUCCCUCCGGGAGAUCUGCUCCCGGGCCUCCUUCCUUUUUCCCUUCGCUUCUCUUUGCCGCCGCCACCGCCGAUCUCCCUUGCCCGGAGCCGGAAAAGAAAGCCGGGGGAGCGGGUCGUCUUUGCUUUCUGAUGGUGCCCAGGAAAAACCCCGCCGCGAGUUUGCAGCCGAGGAAAAACCCCGCGGGCUUCUCGUGUUUGAUCAAGCCACCUUUUCUUUGCUAUGGAUUGCCCGGCAGCGCCGCUGCGGCUUCUUUUCGCCUUGGCUCUCUUCGCCGUCCUGCCCCGUGAGGCUGAAGGUCUAUGUUUCUACCAAGGCUUAUCAAUUGAGAACAACACUGUUUGGAAGCCGGACUCGUGCCAAGAGUGUGGUUGCCAUAGCGACGUUGUCCUGUGUGAAGCGGUUGCGUGCAGAAACCCUCGCUGCAACAUUCAGAAGGAGGAAUCACUUCAAAUAUCACCCAACGCUUGCUGCCCUGAGUGUGCUAAACAAACUGAAGGGUUUUGUGAGUACGAAGGACAACUCAGGGAACAUGACACCGAGUGGGCCAGCUCGGGAUGCAGGACUUGCUCUUGUGCCAGUGGAAGGGUUACUUGUGUUCCCAAACCCUGCUCUGGUCUUUCUUGCAAGGACAAUGAAGUGGAACAUAUUGGUCCAGGAGAAUGCUGUCCCAAGUGUGUAAGCAGAAAAGACUCUUGUUCUUUUGAUGGCGAAAUAAUCCCAAACGAGAAGGAAUGGCGGGUGAGCCCAUGUGCCAAAUGCCUCUGUCGGAACGGCUCUCUCCAGUGUUUCACCGUUUUUUGUCCACCUGCCUUCUGUAAUGUGGAUGAAAGUCUAGUCCUACCAGCUGGAAAAUGUUGUCCAGAAUGCGCUCAAAAAUCCUGCUUUGCAUUUGGGACAUCGUACCAGCACGGUGAAGAGUGGAAGAAAGAUGCCUGCACCACUUGUGUAUGUGACCGAGGAGAAUCCAGAUGUUUUACAAAGACCUGCCCCACGCUGAAUUGUCAGAAGGAGGAGAGCAAAGUGCGCCGCCCUGGGAAAUGUUGUGAAGAGUGUGUCCUUUCCAAGGGCAGUUGUGUGCACAACGGCACCCUCAAAUACCACAAUGAGCUGUGGAAUGAUACGGACUGCAGCUUCUGUAGCUGUGAUGGAGGCCAGGUGGCUUGUCGGAAAGCAACGUGUGCAAAAGUGGACUGUGCAAAGGGCGAAGAAUUAUUUCAUUUACAAGGCAAGUGCUGCCCUGAAUGCAUCUCAAGAGGGGGUUCCUGUGUUUACAGAGAAGAUACCAAAGAUAGUGGUGAAAAAUGGAAAGAAGGCCUGUGCCGUGAAUGCGAGUGUUUGGACUCUAAAGUAAUCUGCUAUUCUCGGUCUUGUCCAACUUGUGCCCCAGGAAGUGUGCCUGUUGCCGUACAAGGAGAGUGUUGCCCUCAAUGCAAGCCAGGUCACUGCCAUCCUGAUUGCUUGACCUGCAACCAGGCAUUUGAUCACUGUGAUGCCUGCCGAGAUGCCACCAAGUUUCUACUGAAGGGGCGUUGCGUUGACAGCUGUGGGGCCGGCUUCUAUCCAGAUGCUGGCCUUUGCGUAGCUUGUAAAGAGAUGUGCUCGACUUGUACUAAUAAAUUUGGAUGUACUUCAUGCCAAGCUUUGCUGCAUUUGAAGGAUGCCCAAUGCGUGACGUCAUGCGGGAAAGGGUUUUUCCCGGGUCCUCUCCAGUGCACAGCUUGCCACGGAUCCUGUGCUACGUGCCGGGGUCCCACGGCAAACAACUGUUCCACCUGCCGAGACCCGUCUCUUGUGUUCCUGGAAGGCACGUGCGUGGCUAAUUGCGGACAGCGGUUCUACGUUAUGGAUGGAGUUUGCAGAGCUUGCCAUGAAGGUUGUGAAAUAUGUUAUCCGGACCGGCUGAGAUGUUUGUCCUGUGCUUCAGACCGUGUUCUGCUUGAUGGCAACUGCAUGUCAGAAUGUUCCCCUGGCUACUACGCGAAUGGCUCUCACAAAUGCAGAGUUUGCCACAGUUCGUGCACCAGCUGCACUGGACCUUUGUCCACUCAGUGUACCUCCUGCUCCUUUCCCUGGGCCUUCUACCAGGGCCAGUGUCUCCUCGCUUGCGGAGAGGGCUUUUAUCAGCACCACAACCUCUGUAAAGGUUGCCAUUCAUCCUGCAGGGCCUGUGUUGGCCCAGAACAUUCACACUGUACACAAUGCAUGAACCCUGAGGAGAACCUUCAACCAGACACCAGCCUUGAGAAGAGGCCCAUUGGCAUCUGUUUACCUCAGUGCAGAGCCCAGUUCUACAGCAAUGAAGGCAGGAUUUGCAAAGCGUGCCACUCUUCCUGCCUUUCUUGCACGGGGGGAUCUCCCGAGAACUGCACGGCUUGUGCCUCCCCUCAAGUCUUCCACGAAGGCCAGUGCGUCUCUGAGUGUCCUGAGGGAUGGUAUCAUCGAGAACGCCACUGCUAUGCCUGCCAUCCCUCUUGUAAGACGUGUAGCGGGCCUGGUGAUGGUGAAUGCACAGCUUGUCAUCCCCACGUCUCUUUCCUCAAUGGAAGAUGCAGAACUCCCUGCAAGAGAGAGCAAUACCUCAAUCUGGUGGGACACUGUGCGGAUUGCCAUCCGCUUUGUGAGUUGUGCGUGGCAGAUCUCCACACAGACAGAGGAAGCAUCUGUCUGAGGUGCCGUGAUCCCCCUCACCUGCUUCUGAAGGACCACUGCGUGCCAGACUGCCCCGUGGGAUUUUACCGACUUGGAGGAGCGUGUCAGAAGUGUCAUCCUUCCUGUAAAACCUGCACAGGAGAAGGCCCUUUCUCCUGCACUUCCUGUGACCUCAGCCUCGUCCUUUCUCACGCUGGCUCAUGCCUCUCGGCCUGUUCCCUGGGAUUCUUUCAGGAUGAGAACCUUCAUUGCAAGCCUUGCAGUGACCCGUGUCUAAGCUGUGAUUCAAGAUCCCACUGUACUUCUUGCAAAGACCCAUCUAAAGUCUUACUAUUUGGAGAGUGCCAAUAUGACAAAUGUCCAUCACAAUAUUUCCUCGAUUUGUCUACCAGGAUGUGCAGAGAGUGCGACUGGAGCUGUAACGUUUGCCACGGUCCCAACCGCACGGAUUGCCUGCAGUGCAUGGAGGGAUAUUUCCUCCAGCAAGGAGCUUGCGUUGAGCAUUGUCUGCCGGGAUUUUACAGGGAAUCGGAAACGUGUCAAAAAUGUGAUGAUGACCGCUGCCUCCAGUGUGAUGGUCCUGGGAAAUGCGUGCGCUGCCAAGCUCCGUUCCUGCUCCUGGAAUCCCGUUGUGUCUUGUCUUGUGGAAAGCAGUUCUACGGAGACGGUGGAGGGCAGAUAUGCCUAGCUUGCCCCCAGGGAUGCUUGGAGUGUGAUGGUUCCACCAGCUGCCGCGUCUGUAAUUCCAGUACGUUCCUUCAGAAAGGCCUUUGUGUCGCUGACUGUGGGCGUGGCUUCUACAACGACCCCCAAAAUCGGCAGUGCAAAUCUUCUGGGCCUGCUCCUGGGUUCAAGGCCAAGAGCCUCCUCUUGGUUGGAAUCGGAGGGCUGAAAGUUCUAGAUGGUUCCUUGGUGGAAGUAGAAAACGUAGAGAACUAUGGAGAAGCACUCCUCUUUCGCGUGGCGGCCCCUCCCACCAACGGCAGGCUGGUGGUCCUGGCUGAAGGGAAAGAAAGGGAACAGGACCGUUUCACCUGGGAAGACGUGAAGGAACAGCGUGUUUUCUUUGCCCACGACAAAACAAAAUCCAGGAAUGGCUCAUUUUUCCUGACACUCAGCUAUCAACAGUCUACAUCUGAGCCAGUAAUGUUCAGUGUUCAAGCUCUUUCAACUCAGCCUCCUUAUGUCCUCAAGAAUGAAGUCCUGUUUGUUAGCAAAAGAGAUGCUGGAACCAUCACCAACCUCUUGCUUGAUAUCCAGGAUAGGGAUAAUCCUCAAGAUGUGACGGUGACUAUUUUAGACCCUCCAAAACAUGGGCAAUUAGUCAAACUUCCAGGAAAUGGCCCAUUGACUCUGCAUGUCUUCAGCCUGGAUGAACUUUCGGGAGGAUUCAUGCAUUACAUUCACGAUGGAUCUAACAGUUUGGAAGACGCCGUGGUUCUGCAAGUGAGCGAUGGAUACCACGUUCAGAAUUUACUCUUUCGCAUCAAGAUUGAUCCCAAGUCUUCUUUUCAGAGCAGUGGGAUUCCCCGCCUGAUUAUCAGCUCUACCGUCUGGGUCCCAGAGGGAGGCAUGUUGCAAAUCACAAAGAAAAAUCUGCAAGCUGAGAUGCUGGGGGCCAGUGAUUCUGCGAUCGUCUAUACAAUUAGGGACAAGCCACAAUAUGGUGAAGUGGUGUUUCUGGUUCCUAUGCCCGCCGAUGAUUCUGGAUUAGGAUGGCAGUCUUCACCCAGUGGAGGUAAAACCACCCCAGCUACCACGUUUACCCAACAGGACAUCAACGAAGGCGUGAUUUGGUAUAGACACUCUGGAGCUGAGACGGAGAGCGACUCAUUCCGCUUCCAGGUCUCUGGUGCAGGUUUUCCACAGACCCAUCUUGAGACCCACUUGUUCAACAUUGCCAUUUUACCACCUAGCCUGGCGUCAUCUGGGUCCUCCUCCAAAUUUUCUUUUCAUAUGACGGCACUGGAAGAUCGUGUGACACCUAUUCGACCGCAUCACCUCCCUUUUGUCAACUCGCAAACUCCAAGUGAUGAAAUCACGUACAAUGUGACUGUACCCUUGCCUCCAAAUCAAGGUAUGGUGGAGCACAGGGACAAACCAUCCAUCCCAGUAAACUCUUUUACCCAAACUGACAUCAACAAUGGCAAAAUUGUCUACCGUCCACCUAGUGCUGGAUCACACAUUAGGGAGCUGAUGGAAUUCUCCUUUGCUGGUCUUCCAGAAUCGAUUAACUUUCAUUUUACAGUGUCCGAUGGAGAACAUAUAAGUCCUGAGAUGGUGUUUACCAUCCACUUGCUUUCCACUGAUGAAGAGCCUCCAUUGUUCCAGAUUACUGCUCCGGUGCUUGAGGUCAGCCAAGGAGGCAGAGCUGCUAUUGGAAUCAAGCUGACGUUGAGUGAUGCGCCCGUUGCCGCUGAGGAUCUCUUCUUUGAAGUGGUGCAACCUCCUCACCAUGGAGUUCUACUCAAACACAGCUCCGGAUUCCCAGUCCACAUGACCACCGGCGACAGUUUCACCUAUGAGGAAGUCACCAGGAACUACUUGCAUUAUCUCCAUGAUGGCUCAUCCUCAGAAGAAGACAGCGUGGAAAUUUCAGUGACCGAUGGCACCACCAAAGACCUCAUUUUGCUCAAGGUGGAAGUAACCCCAGUCAACAUCGAUGGGCCAAGGCUGGAUCCGAGCUGCUCGCUGAGUAUCACUGUGGCUAGCAAAAGCUCUGCAAUCAUCACUCGAUCCCACUUUGCUUAUAUUGAUAACAAUUCCCUGGAUUCUGAGAUAAGGAUUCAGCUAAUUUCUCUUCCUAUGUAUGGCAGUCUUAUGUGGACAAUCUUUGGACAGCAUUUGGAUGAGUCUCCGGAGGUCUAUAAUUUCACAAUGGAAGACAUUAACCAUCAAAGAAUCAGAUAUUUCACCGAGCUUGAAACUGGGGUCAAUCAGCCAAUCACAGAUGUCUUCUACUUCUCUGUGUUUGAUGCUGACAACAAUCAGCUUGAUAGCCAGAUGUUCGCCAUUACUAUCACAGCAGUCCAAAGUGUGCCUCCAGUUGUUACCUUUUCUGACCAAAUAACGGUAGAAGAAGGGGGACGAACACCACUUCAGCCUCACCACUCCCUGGGUCUUGCUGAAGAAGGCCUGGUGGUCAAAAUCACAAGUCUUCCAAAAUAUGGGUACAUUGAAAACACCAGGACAGGCAGACGCCUCGGUUUUGGAAACACAGAAAGUUCUGAUUUUUCUUUCUCACUUCAAGAUGUGUUGGAGAACCGUAUUUAUUAUUUUCAGAACGUCCAUGAAAGUAUUGAACCAUCAAUGGACACCUUUAGUUUUUAUAUCAGUGAUGGCUUCAGCCAGUCAGAAAUCAGCAGCGUCAACAUUACUAUUAAGCGCCUGAAUGAUGAACCACCUCAGGUACAAGUGACCCCUAUUAGUGUGCGUGAAAAGACAGGAGUAGUGAUUCGAAAUUCCUCCUUGAGGCUAAGGGACUUGGACACUCCUAAUGACCUUCUGGUUUUCAUGGUAACCAAGGCACCCGUUCAUGGGUAUCUAUACAGAAGAGAAUCUCCCCUGCAUUCUCUGGAGAAUGGACAAGCUCUCUCUGAGGGAUCCACUUUCACCUACCAGGAUGUUCUGGAUGAAUUGAUCAUUUACAAAUUGAACAGUUUGGUAGCCCAAAGUGAUGAGUUCCAAUUUUCACUCUCCGACGGCCUCCACGUUGAGACAGGGAAAGUGGAGUUUGCUGUAACUUCACCAAGGAUGGACCUUCCCAGAUUAGUCGUGAACAGAGGCCUACAACUCUCUGCUGGGUCUGUGGCAGUCAUCACAACCCAGCAUUUAAGAGCCAUAGAUCCUGAUUCAGAUGACCUGUCUAUCAAAUAUAUCAUGAAGAAGGACCCAACCUGUGGAUUGUUGCACCUGCAUAAAAGAGAUUCUUUGAUCCAGAUCUCCACUCAGGGACCAGCUAAAAGCUUUACCCAGGCAGAAAUAAACAAAGGACAAGUAGAAUACAGCCAUGAGAAAGGAGAAGCAGUUGGGACCUUUAUUUUUGUUUUUGAUGUGGCAGAUGGAGAGGGAAACAAAAUGACAGACCUGGCAUUCUCAAUUAACGUAACAGGGGAUCGAGUGCCUAUGUCCAUCACUGUCAACGCUGGGCUAACCCUGGACGAAAACUCUGUGAAAAUAAUCACCCCUUUGGAGUUGUCGGCCAAGAAGCAGGGUGAAGAAUCCAGCAAUCUUCUCUACAGGAUUAUUAAACAGCCCCAGCUGGGACAUUUGGAGCACACGGCAUUACCAGGCAGAAGGAUUAGUUCCUUCCAACAAGCAGACCUUAUCUCCCACAGCAUCCACUACAUCCAUACAAGCGAGGCUGAAGAACAUGCUGACAUGUUCACUUUCACCAUUUCAGAUGGCCAUCAGGAGAUGACCCAGAAUUUUGAAAUCACCAUUAAUCCGGUUGAUGAUUCUUUGCCUGUGGUGCAGAUUGUUGGCCUGACUGUGCAGGAAGGAGUAAGGAAGACCAUCACAGAAUUUGAUCUCAAAGCCACCGAUGCGGACACAGAGGCCAAGUCUGUUACCUUCAGCAUUGUGCAGCCCCCGCGCCACGGCCAGCUUGAGCGCACCGUUGACAGCCAUUAUUACCAACAGGCCCAUGCCUUCUCCAUGGAGGAUGUCUUCCAGAACCGGAUCAGUUACAGUCACGACGGGAGCAACUUUUUAGAAGACCGCUUCACUUUUACAGUGUCCGAUGGAACCAAUCCCUUUUUUGUGGUGGCAAAGGAUGGGAAAGAGGUUGUGACUGCCGUGCCCCAGUGGUUUAGAGUAGAAGUUCUCCCUGUGGAUGAUGGGCUUCCAAGAAUUGUCACUAAUUUGGGUCUCCAGUGGUUGGAAUAUGUGAAUGGCAAGCCAAAAAACCUCAUCACUAAGAAGGAGCUGUUGACUAUGGACCCCGACACAGAAGACGACCACCUGAUCUAUGAAAUAACAACGGGACCCAAAUAUGGUUACGUGGAGAAGAAACUGCAGCCGGGAAGGAGGGUGACUACCUUUACACAAGAGGACGUGAAUUUGGGAUUGAUCCAAUACGUGCUACAUGAAGAGAAUAUUCAAAGGACAGAAGAUAGUUUUCAGUUUCUGGUGAAGGACAGCAAACCGAGCAUUGUCACUGAUAAUAUCUUCCAUAUUCAAUGGUCCCUUAUCAGCUUUCAACAUAUGAGCUACAACAUCAGUGAAAAAGCCGGUUCCAUCAGUGUGGCUGUGAAGAGGGCAGGAAACCUCAAACAAUACGCUAUUGUCCUGUGCCGUACCGAACAGGGAACGGCCACCUCCGAUUCAAGUUCUCAGCCAGGGGAACAGGACUACCUUGAAUAUGCUAGCCAGGUGCAGUUUGAUGAAUGGGAAGACUUCAAAACCUGCACCAUUGUUAUCAAUGAUGAUGAUGUCUUUGAGGGGAUAGAAAGCUUCACCGUUGAGCUGAGUAUGCCAGCCUAUGCCUUGCUGGGGGACAUGACUGAAAUCCAAGUCUUCAUUAACGAUGCAGAAGAUGAGCCCACCCUGCAGUUUGACAAAAAGGUCUACCACACCAGUGAGAGUGCUGGCAUCCUCUCUGUCCCCAUUGAAAGGAAAGGAGAUUCUAGCAGCAUCGUCUCUGCCAUAUGCUACACCGUCUCCCAAACUGCCAAAGGCAGCAGCACAUACGCCCUGGAGUCUGGCUCAGACUUUAAGUCCCGGGGAAUGUCCAAUGAGUACCGGGUCAUCUUGGGGCCUGGUGUCACAAUGACAACUUGCGAUGUGAAGCUGGUUGAUGACAGCGAAUACGAAGAGGAGGAAGAAUUUGCCGUUGCUCUCACCGAUGCAUCCGAGAAUGCUCGCCUCGGAAGCAUCGCUUCGGCUAAAGUUCUGAUCAGCGGUCCCAAUGAUGCUUCUACUGUAUCGCUCGGAAGUGCAACUUUUAGCAUUAGCGAGGAUGCAGGGAUUAUUGAAAUCCCAAUUACGAGGCACGGGUCUGAUCUCUCCACUCCUACCUCUGUCUGGUGCGCCACUCGGACAUCAGAUCCACCAUCUGCUACUCCAGGAUUUGAUUACAUUCCCAGCUCCAAGAAGGUUGAAUUUCGUCCAGGGAGAACUGAGGAGUAUUGCACCUUGACUAUUCUGGAUGAUGCCCAGUCCCCAGUGAUUGAAGGGGUGGAGACCUUUGUGGUCUAUUUGAGUUCCCCUCAAGGAGCAGAGCUGGCCAAACCUUUUCAAGCGGUGGUGGCCAUUAAUGACACCUUCCAGGAUGUACCAAACAUGAAGUUCAGUAAAGAUACCUACUCUGUGAAAGAGAAGGACCGUGUCCUACAGGUUCCUGUUAUCCGUUCUGGAGACUUAAACUACGAAUCUUCAGUCAGGUGCCAUACACAGAGUCAGACCGCGAGAGUCAUGGAGGAUUUUGAGGAAAGGAGAAACACUGAAGAAUCGCGCAUCACAUUUUUGAAAGGGGAGAAGAUAAAGAACUGCACUAUCAUUAUUAAGGAUGACUCUGCCUUUGAACCGGAGGAGAGAUUCCGGAUAUAUCUGAGUGAACCCCAAGGAAAUCACUGGAGUGGGGCUACUGUUGGGAAAAGUAACGUGGCUUCUGUAGUUAUUUCCAAUGAAGAAGAUGCUCCUACCAUUGAGUUUGAAGAAGCUGGGUACCAGGUCCGUGAACCCCCUGGACCAGAAGGCGUUGGUUUCUUAAACGUCAAGGUGAUCCGGACGGGAGAUCAAAACCGGACCUCAAAAGUCCGCUGCAGCACCCGGGACGGUUCAGCUCAGUCUGGAAUUGAUUAUUACCCAAAGAGUCGAGUCCUCAAGUUUAACCCUGGUGUGGAUCACAUUUUCUUUAAGGUGGAGAUCAUGUCCAAUGAAGACCGGGAGUGGCACGAAUCUUUUUCUCUGGUCUUGGGUCCAGAUGAUCCCACUGAAGCUGUUUUGGGGGACCUCACCACCACCAUUGUGACCAUUUUGGAUCAAGAAGCAGCUGGUAGCCUCAUUUUACCAGCUCCUCCUAUAGUGGUGACGCUCUCAGAGUACGAUCACGUUGAAGAAGACACCAAAACAGGAGCUAAGAAGUCGCCAUCUCCGGGUUACCCCUUGAUCUGUGUUACCCCUUGCGAUUCUCACUUCCCCAAGUACAUGGUGAUGAAGGAGCGCUGCAGUGAGGCUGGGAUCAACCAGUCCUCCAUUCAGUUCAGCUGGGAAGUGGCUACCCCCACGGAUGGCAACGGAGCCAGAUCCCCUUUCGAAACAAUUACGGACAAUACCCCCUUCACCAGCAUCAAUCAUAUGGUUUUGGACAGCAUUUACUUCAGCCGGCGAUUCCACAUACGCUGCGUGACCAAAGCCGUGGAUAAAGUGGGCCACGUGGGCACUCCCCUACGGAGUAACAUAGUCACCAUUGGGACCGACAGUGCCAUCUGCCAUACCCCUGUGGUGGCUGGCACAGCCCGGGGUUUCCAGGCUCAGUCUUUCAUUGCCACUUUGAAGUAUCUAGAUGUAAAGCAUAAGGAACACCCUAACAGAAUCCACAUCUCAGUGCAAAUUCCACACCAGGAUGGGAUGCUCCCCCUGAUUUCAACCAGACCUCUUCACAACUUGCAUUUCCUAUUGUCAGAAUCCAUUUAUAGGCACCAACAUGUCUGUUCCAAUAUAGUCAGCAUCCAAGAUCUUAAAGGCAUCUCAGAAGCUGGAUUUCUAGAUGAAGUGACCUAUAAUAAUAUCGUUCUGGGCCCUGGAUAUGACCGGCCGUACCAGUUUGAUCCCAACGUGAGAGAACCAAAGACCAUCCAAUUUUACAAACAUUUGAACCUGAAGAGCUGCAUUUGGACUUUUGACGCAUACUAUGACAUGACAGAGUUAAUAGAUGUCUGUGGGGGAUCAGUCACAGCGGACUUCCAGGUUCGCGAUUCAGCUCAGUCGUUCCUGACAGUUCACGUCCCACUUUACGUCUCCUAUGUUUACGUAACUGCACCCAGAGGCUGGGCCUCUCUCGAGCAUCACACAGAGAUGGAGUUCUCCUUCUUCUACGACACCAUUCUCUGGAGAACAGGUAUACAGACAGACAGCGUCCUUUCGGCCAAACUGCAGAUAAUCAGGAUCUACAUCCGAGAUGAUGGUCGACUGGUCAUUGAGUUCAAAACUCAUGCCAAGUUCAGAGGGCAUUUUGUGAUGGAGCACCACACUCUGCCAAACGCCAAGUCUUUUAUCAUGACUCCUGACCACCUGGGAGGGAUGGAAUUUGACCUACAGCUCUUGUGGAGUGGACAGACUUUUGACUCUCCUUAUCAACUCUGGAGAGCAACCAGCUCCUACAGCAGGAAAGAUUAUUCUGGAGAAUACACCAUCUCCUUAAUACCCUGCACAGUCCAGCCCACCCAGUCUUGGGUUGACCCAGGAGAUAAGCCAUUACCCUGCACAGCUCAUGCUCCAGAAAAAUUUUUGAUCCCAAUUGCCUUUCAGCAGACUAACCGGCCGGUUCCCGUCGUGUACUCCCUGAACACGGAGUUUCAGCUCUGCAAUAAUGAAAAAGUGUUUCUCAUGGAUCCGACUAAGACUGAGAUGUCGAUGGCCGAGAUGGACUACAAGGGUGCUUUUUCCAAAGGUCAAAUCCUCUACGGCCGAGUGAUGUGGAACCCCGAGCAAAACCUCAAUUCUGCCUACAAAUUGCAGCUGGAGAAAGUCUACCUCUGCACAGGGAAGGAUGGCUACGUCCCGUUCUUCGACCCAACUGGCACAAUAUACAACGAAGGACCCCAGUAUGGCUGCAUCCAGCCUAGCAAGCACCUGAAGCACAGAUUCCUGCUGCUGGACCGGAGUCAACCGGAAGUGACUGACAAAUACUUCCACGAUGUCCCUUUUGAUGCCUAUUUUGCAUCUGAGUUGCCCGAUUUCCACCAGGUCAGCAGCAUGCCUGGAGUGGAUGGCUUCAUCAUGAAAGUGGACGCCCUCUAUAAGGUGGAAGCUGGGCACCAGUGGUAUCUUCAAGUGAUCUACGUCAUUGGUCCCGAGAUCAUUGGGGCGCUCCGGAUGCCACGUUCUGUGGUACAUCAUCCUCUGAAGCGCAGACGCCGAGAUCUUGUCAACCACAAGGGUGUCCCCGUUCUGGACGACUCCUUGAUCUACGACAACGAAGGAGAUCAAAUCAAGAACGGCACAAACAUGAAGUUUCUCAGCCUGGAGCAGCAGGAGGCCAUAACCGUCGCCUCUCUUUCUCAAACGGGAGCGUCCAUCGGCAGUGGCUUUGCCGCCGUCCUGCUCCUCUUCCUGGUCCUUCUGUCCAUCUGCUUCGUAACCAGGAAGUGUCGGAAGCAUCGGAAGAAGAAGCAGAAAGCGGCCAAAGAAAUUGCCGAGCAGUACCCUCUCAACCCUAAAGUUGAGGCAGCCAAGCGGUACGCCGAGACCCUGGAGAAGAACGUCAGUGGACAUUACUGCACGGUGAAGAACCUCAACCUCCUCUGCGAAAACGAAGGCCCCUACAAGGCCAGGGGAACAAAGGUCAAGCAGAUGAACUUGGAAGUGAAAGUUCAUAACAAUUUACACGAUGGGACCGAAGUCUAACGGCCUGCACCUUACGGGGAAAGGGGAGAAAUGUCUUUAUAUAUAUAUAUAUAUAAAUUGUAAACAAAAAACAAAAAAAAAAGAGGGAGAGAGGAGAAACCUAUAAUUUUUUUUUUCUUAAAAAAAUCCUCCCCCCUCCUCCAUUCUGGUAUUUUUAUAGUCGUCUUGCGAGAAAAGGGAAGAAGAAAAUCUUUGCGUUUUGUUUGCUUAAGCCAGAGGCCUCCAAGCUUGGCAAAAUUUGUAGACUUCAACGCCCGGGGCUGGCUGAGGAAUUCUAGGAGCUGAAGUCGUACCACGUUGGCCAGGUUGGAGCCCCCUGGCUUAAGCAGUGAUCACGCAAGGGUAUCUUUGCAUGCUUCCACUCUACAAAGGAGCUACCUCAAUGAAAGCAAAACCACCCAAGGAGAGGAAGGACCGAAACUCAUCUCGUGAGCCACCUUGGAGGGCCACGCCACGCCCCCCCAAUCUUGCUACGGUUCCCAGACCUGUUGGGCUGUUGAAUUCUCGUUGCAGAAGUGGUGGAAUCAGAAACAAGGAUGCCUUGCGUGAGUCUACUUCGGAGGUAGAAGAAGCACAAUAGGGAAAUGAUGUACGGGACACCAAGAUAGAUGCCUUUGUCAAGACCCUUUGUAUUAAUUUUCUUCGGUUGGAACACUUUCACACCAGCUUCUGCCAUACUGGGUGGAAGGAUGAAGAAAUGGCUUCUCUUUGAAACACAAAUGCCUUGAGGAUAACAAGAGUCUCUGUCAGACUCAUGUAAUUUCGGUGAACCCACAGAUCUAUAGAAACAACUGUUGAGAUAAUACCAAAAUGGGUUCUUCGUGUUCCUGGAGAUAUUUCACCACCAUCCUUGCUAGGUAACAUCAUUAGCGCAACCAGUAUUACUGUUGGAUACUGGCUUGGUUUACUAUUGGAUGAUAGCAAUGGCAGCUCAAAAAAAAAAAAACAACCCCGUGAUUGCAGGUAGUCCUCAACCUACGACCACAAUAGAGCCCAAAAUUUAUGUUGUUAAGUGAGAAAUUUGUUAAGUGAGAUUUGCCCCAUUUUACGA
This is a messenger RNA of Crotalus tigris (Tiger rattlesnake), 13438 nucleotides long. RefSeq names its product Fraser extracellular matrix complex subunit 1 (gene FRAS1). Gene Ontology annotation, molecular function: protein binding. The coding region runs from base 388 to 12387 and encodes 3999 amino acids. The transcript has 73 exons. Gene Ontology annotation, biological process: cell communication. Lineage: Eukaryota; Metazoa; Chordata; Lepidosauria; Squamata; Viperidae. Gene Ontology annotation, cellular component: membrane. The record is from RefSeq and is a predicted model, not a curated record.